This is a messenger RNA of Prorocentrum cordatum, 2254 nucleotides long. The record is from the annotation of a GenBank genome assembly. Lineage: Eukaryota; Dinophyceae; Prorocentrales; Prorocentraceae.
UUUUGUUUGUUUCGCUAUGAUCUCGAGGCGUGGAUAAAUGAGCGCACGAAGUGAUGAAUCACGGUCACGCCGACGCGGCAUCCGCGCCGUGCCUAGGCGGAGGAGGAAGCGAAGGAGGGCAGGAUGAAAAGAAAUCAGACGGGGCGACAAUGCGCUCAAAGUGUGGACACACGCUCGCGUUCGAAGCUAUACAUAUUAAAGGCCCAAAGCUCGACAACGUGAAAGAGAACACAGGUGAUCUGGAGCCGAUACGUUGUACCGAUUUGCCCAGGGCACAGUAAUUAGCUUGCAGCGCCCAGCCUGCCUUCAGCUGUCACGGCGAAGGAAGGAGCAAGGAGAUGGAGGGGAGAAAGCCUGUCUUUAGCUGGCGGGCCAGAGAGUCGCAUGAACUGCCAGUGCGGAUCGCAAUCCACGCGGCGAAGACAUGGUUCCCUUUGACGACGCCUCUGCCACGAGCCAGCCCGUCCACCUACUCUCCCCCAGCCUCGCCUCCCUGUCCUGCCCCUCUCCUCGUGACACGAGCCGGUGUGGCCCAAGCUGUUGCUGCACGUGCUGUGGUGGCCAUGGCACUCUGGAGCGUAUGGUGAAACUCACCACUACGUGCCCCUGGCCCCUCUCGCGUCCCGCCGACCAGUGCUGACCAGCCGACGCACGUGCGCAGGGCAGGGCGUGGGCUCCACCCCAGGACGGGCCGCUCGGGAUUCACGGCCUGAACCACAGGACAGAAGUGGAGGCAAGAGCGCAAGAGGCGCCAGCGGGGCAAGGCCCGGGAGGCCACAGGCCGCCCGGCCGCCCGGCCUCCGCCCACGCGGCGCGCAGCGCCGCCCAGCCUGGCCCGUCGAGCGGGUUGCCCCAGGCCUGCAACUGGGGCAGCGCGCCCGGGGCGCGCAGGGCCUCCGCCAGCCGCGCGGCGCCCUCGUCGCCCACGCGGUUGUUGCCGAGGGAGACCUUUCGCAGCUGGUGCAGCGCGUCCGGGGCGCGAAGGGCCUCCUCGUCGCCCACGCGGUUUGCGCUGAGGUAGAGCACCUGCAGCUGGGGCAGCGCGCCCGGGGAGCGCAGGGCCUCCGCCAGCCGCGCGGCGCCCUCGUCGCCCACGCGGUUGCCUUCGAGGCAGAGCUCCCGCAGCCGGGGCGCGGCGCCCGAGGCGAGAACGGCGGCCAGCUGCUGCGCCUCCUCGUCCCCCCACUGCAGGCCCUCGUAGUUCAGCUUCUCCGUGGCCUCGAAGCGCUGCGCGAAGGCAAGGCGGUAGAGCUCGGCGACCCGGGGCCAGUCGUCCUUGCCGUUGGUGAACCCCUUGCUCUGCAGCUGCAUGUUGAAGGCGUUGGGCAGGACGGGCGCCCGGCGCCCCGCCGCGCAGGUCGUCACCAGCGAGCGCGCACAGCCCCAGUCACAAAAGUAGCAGGUCUCCGCUCUGGUGGAUCGGCCGAGGUCCACGAGGGAUAAACAACUCUUCGUCAGCAUCGCCCCGGAGGACUCGCAGAAACACCAGCCACGAUUGAAGUACUGCUCCGUGUUGCCCGACCUGGUGUGAUUUGCAGCAUCGUCGUACUCAUCUGGAAACCGCGUCAGCAUGAAGACGACACUGGCGGGGUGGGAGUAGAAGCUCCCCAGGCUCCCCAAUGCCUCCUUGAAGAGCGCAUGCUCCAGCUCGAAGGGGCCGAGGGGGGCAUCGUCCUCGAAAGAAUCUGAGCCUUCGAGCCGCUGGUAGGUGUGCUAGUGGGGAACGCCCUCGCGGUCCCUACAGUUUUGAUGGAUGCAGCCGAAGUCCAUAAAUACACUCCAGCGGCCCCUGAACGCGGAGAACCCAUCGGUCGACAGCAGCUGCAGGGCCUGGCCCAAAAAGCGCAGGUUGUGCCCGCGUGGAUCCGGGUGGUUCGCCUGCAGCCAGCAGUGUGAUAUGCACGCGAUGUGCAGCAACGGAAACAAUUUAAUUCGAGGCGUGGCGGCCUUGACGGCGCUGUGGGGCAUGGAGGCCGUCGGCAGCAACGCCUGGCGCGGCUCGAGGACGCCGCCAGUGCGCGCUCGCCUCACCAUCCACUCUGCUUCCAUCAGGACGACCGCUCCACUGCCGAGCACGGGGUCGAGCUCCAGGCCGCCGCAACUCUCCCAGUGCCUGGCGAGCUGACAAUGCCCCAGCCUGCGACCGGCAGGACGCCAUGCAGCAACCCAUCCCGAUGCUUGCAGAGGGCGGGGUCGCCAGCGACUUCCAAGUUGCAACCAACUGCGGAAGCUUGAGCCAAAAUGGCUACGGCUC